AUGACCCUUCUCCAAUUCCUCCGCCAUGCCCGUCAAACACAUCUUGCAUUUCUCGCAGGCAGCCUACCCGAGGCCCCCAUUUACGUCCUAGGCAAUCCCUCCGCCGACCUCGACUCGAUAAUCUCCGCCAUAAUCUACUCCUACUGCGCAAACAACCGCCAACCAACUCUCACUUCAAGACCCCACAUCCCUCUAAUUAAUCUCCCAACCGUCCCCGCCAGCUCAGAGCUUUACCGAUUGCGACCCGAAUUCGUCACCGCACUAUGGCUGUCGACAAAUUUCCCCGCGCUAAGGGCCGAACGCUUCGACAACACGUCCGAAUCCGCGGGUAAGAUCCUGCACGAACACCUUGUGACGGUAGCGGAUUUUGCGCAGGCGUUGAAGGGGCGAUCGGGCGGAGAGAAAAUUUUCGCGGACGCGGUGAUGGUCGAUUGGAAUGCUAUGCCGAUUCGCGGUGAGCAGAAGGGCACCGGGUCCGUGGGCGGGUUGGAAGAGGUUUCUUUUCGCACGGUGGGGUGUAUUGAUCACCACGUUGAUGAGGACUUUGUUCCGGCGCGCGAUACUUUGCCGCAGGGCCAGCCUAUGAUCAUUCAGCCGGGUCCGGGGUCAUGCUCUUCUUUAAUUGCGGAUGAAUUGGAGUCGAGUGGGCUUUGGGCUGCGUGUUUGGAGGCGUCGUCUGCGGGGGAAAUGGCGCAAAUUGCGAAGCUUGCUUUGGCUGCGAUACUUAUUGAUACAUCGAAUCUCACUGCCAAGGGCAAGGUUACGGAUAUUGAUGUUCGAUCUGUGGAGUUCCUGCGGACGUUUGUGGAUUCUGCUCAUGGUGAGUGGGAGAUGGAGACGUUCUAUGAGCAGAUCCUGGACGCGAAGAAAAAUAGUCUCGACCUUUUGAAAUUCGAGGAGAUCCUGGACCGCGAUUAUAAGGAUUGGACUGAGACGACACGGUCGUCGAAGACGAGUAUCAAGCUGGGAUUUUGCUCUUCGGUAAAGCCGAUCCGCUGGCUCAUUCAGAAGGCUGGCGGCUGUCACGAAUUUCUGGAAAGAACGAAGAAAUUCGCCAAUGCAGACGACAAGCAGCUCGAUCUUGUGGUUGUGAUGUCCUCUUUUACAUCCGCUGGUGACAAAUUUUCCCGUGAACUCUUCAUGGGCGCUGCCGGACAGGAGAGCGUCGCUAUCGAUGGUAUCAAUGCUUUCAUUAAGCAGGACUCUUCGGAACUAGGCCUUGAAAAUUGGACAUCGGUCGAUAAGGAAGAAAUUCAUCUCGAUGAUUCGGAGAUUCGAUCCUACUUGGACGGAGAGGCUGGUCUCUGGAGCCGGCUCUGGCUACAGACGAAUUCCACUGCCAGCAGGAAGCAGGUCGCCCCUAUGCUUCGUUCGGCGGUGGCAAAGCUUUGA
This is a messenger RNA of Penicillium manginii, 1392 nucleotides long. RefSeq names its product putative exopolyphosphatase. The coding region runs from base 1 to 1392 and encodes 463 amino acids. Lineage: Eukaryota; Fungi; Ascomycota; Eurotiomycetes; Eurotiales; Aspergillaceae. The record is from RefSeq and is a predicted model, not a curated record. Gene Ontology annotation, molecular function: exopolyphosphatase activity. The transcript has a single exon. Gene Ontology annotation, cellular component: cytoplasm.